This is a messenger RNA of Cylicocyclus nassatus, 967 nucleotides long. The record is from the annotation of a GenBank genome assembly. Lineage: Eukaryota; Metazoa; Nematoda; Chromadorea; Rhabditida; Strongylidae.
GACCAACAACAUCGCAUCAAGGCUUACCGCUUCGUCGCCUACUCGGCUGUCACCUUUUCCGUGGUGGCGGUGCUUUCCGUCUGCGUCACCCUGCCCAUGGUGUACAACUAUGUGCACCAUAUGAAGAAAGUCAUGCACAACGAGGUUAACCUCUGCAAGUCGUCUGCUAAGGAUAUCUGGAGCGAAGUGCGCAGUCUAAAGGACCUCCCCAACGUCAACAGAACCGCCCGUCAGGCUGGAUACGGUGACGCUGGAGUAUCCGGUGGAAGCGCCUCCGCUGGUGGAAGCCACUGCGAUUCGUGCUGCUUGCCCGGACCAGCUGGACCAUCAGGUACUCCCGGUACCCCAGGUCGCCCAGGAAAGCCAGGAGCGCCUGGACUACCCGGAAACCCAGGACGCCCACCACAGCAGCCAUGCGAGCCAGUCACCCCACCACCAUGCAAGCCUUGCCCAGCUGGACCACCUGGACCAGCAGGACCGGAAGGACCUCAAGGAGAUGCUGGAGCACCCGGACUUCCAGGAGCUCCUGGACAGGACGCCGCACCAGGAGAGCCAGGACCAAAGGGAGACAGUGGACCACCUGGAGUUCCAGGAGUGCCUGGAAAUGAUGGUGAGCCUGGAGUUGAUGCUGUUUCUGAGGAGCUUGUUCCUGGAGAGCCUGGCCCACAAGGAGAAGCUGGACCACAAGGACCACCUGGACCUGAUGGACAGCCUGGAAGCGAUGGAGCACCUGGAGAACCUGGACCAAAGGGACCAAAUGGAGAAGAUGGACAGCCAGGAGCCGACGGAAACCCAGGAACUCCUGGAGAAUCCGGACCAGCUGGCACCGCUGGAGAACCUGGAAUCUGCCCCAAAUACUGCGCUAUCGAUGGCGGUGUUUUCUUCGAAGACGGAACUCGUCGCUAAGCAAAGUUUUGCCGACCAGUAUCGGCGCACAAAUCUUUACAAUAAAUCACUUGACUCUCAA